Messenger RNA from Mucor mucedo, 1461 nucleotides. RefSeq names its product camp-dependent protein kinase 10. The transcript has 4 exons. Gene Ontology annotation, biological process: peptidyl-serine phosphorylation. The record is from RefSeq and is a predicted model, not a curated record. Bases 93 to 1325 code for a protein of 410 amino acids. Gene Ontology annotation, cellular component: cAMP-dependent protein kinase complex; nucleus. Gene Ontology annotation, molecular function: cAMP-dependent protein kinase activity; ATP binding. Lineage: Eukaryota; Fungi; Mucoromycota; Mucoromycetes; Mucorales; Mucoraceae.
UUUUUUUUUUUUUUAAUUUUCCCUAAUACUCUCUCUCUCUCUUUCUCUUUUUUUUUUACAUAUAUAUUUACACAUAAUAGAGAGAAAAAAAAAUGCCUUUAAAACUUAUAACUAAUUUCGUAUCGUCUUUUUUAAAACGGAAUGAGACCGACAUUUCAACAAAAGAAACCAUCUCAGCAUCUGGUUCGCUAAAGUCGUCGUCGUUAGCCUCCAUCUCUUUCAGCCCAACCAUCACCAUUCAAGGUUUAUGGAGCAAAAAAGACGAUCAGAAUGAUAUGACGGUUGUCAAAACGACCGUAGAAAACGAACGCUGGGUGGCGCAUCAAGAACAACUGAUACACUGGCAAAACCAACCACCGAUAUUUGACCCUUAUCCAGCUUUGGGUAUCCAGGAUUAUGAUUUGCUAGAAACCCUAGGUACUGGUACAUUUGGUAGGGUUUGGCUCAGCAAGCAAAGAAAGACAAAACAAUACUUUGCUAUUAAAGUAUUAAAGAAGGCAGACAUUGUUAAACUGAAACAAGUAGAACAUAUCAAUUCAGAAAGGCAUGUCCUUUCACAAAUUAAUUUUCCAUUUAUUGUACAAUUAUACUGCACGUUUCAAGACCAUGAAAAUUUAUUUAUGCUACAAGAAUAUGUCAUUGGUGGAGAAUUAUUUCGACAUUUAAGAAAGUCAGGUCGGUUUCCUAAUGACACUGCUCGAUUUUAUGCAGCAGAAAUCGUAUUAGCGUUAGAAUAUUUGCAUUCCAAAGACAUUAUUUACCGCGAUCUCAAGCCCGAAAAUAUUUUGUUGGAUCAUCGUGGAUACAUCAAGAUUACGGAUUUCGGAUUUGCUAAAAAGGUGCUUGAUAGGACAUGGACACUCUGUGGAACACCGGAAUAUUUAGCACCUGAAAUUAUUCAGAGCAAAGGGCACAGUAAGUCCGUGGAUUGGUGGUCUCUUGGAAUCUUGAUAUUUGAAAUGAUGGCUGGAUAUCCUCCAUUUUAUGAUGACAAUCAUUUUGGUAUCUAUGAGCGUAUUUUAGGUGGCAAGGUGCAAUACCCAAGUUAUUUUGAGAAUUCUGGUAAAGACCUCCUGAAAAAGCUACUCGUCAUUGAUCGUACCAAGAGAUUAGGAAAUAUGAAGGGGGGUGCACAAGAUGUGAAAAAGCAUAAAUGGUUUCGUAAUACAGACUGGCAUGCAUUACUGAACAAGACUGUGCGGGCGCCUAUUAUUCCUGCUCAUUCAAAUGACUAUGAUACCAGCAAUUUCGAAAAAUAUCCAGAUGAAGCAAAAAAUAAGCAGCCAGAAGGUGACCCUUUUCGCGAUUUGUUUGCUGACUUUUAAAAAGUGCUGCAAACAACUUUUUUCUUGCCAAUAUUCCCUUUUAACCCUGUAUUUCUUCUUUUUUUUCUUUGUAUAUAAUAUAUAUUAAUAAUAAUAAUAAUAAUAAUGCUAUUUUAACCUCUUGAGGAUAAUAUAA